AAAAAAAAAAAAAAAAAGGCGUUCUUCUUGCUGUGAAAUUCAAAUUGGAGCUUUUGAAAAUCGCCAGAGAGGUCUACCAAAAUCGAUUUGAUUAGCAGCGACUUGAAAGCCCAAACUUUUCCCCCGAUUUAACGAAAUCGCCACGCUCCGAAGAGUCAAAAGAGGUCGCUCUUUCGUAUUAGAUUAUUGAAGAAAUGGGAAGUAAAAGAGAAGAAGAAAAGAAGGAGAAGAUUAUUCGUGGGCUUAUGAAGCUUCCUCCCAAUCGUCGUUGUAUCAACUGCAAUUCCCUUGGUCCUCAAUAUGUUUGCACCACUUUUUGGACCUUCGUUUGCAUGCCUUGUAGCGGCAUUCAUCGUGAAUUCACUCAUCGUGUCAAGUCUGUAUCAAUGUCGAAGUUUACUUCUCAAGAGGUUGAAGUACUUCAAAAUGGUGGUAAUCAGCGUGCCAGAGAAAUAUAUUUGAAAAACUGGGACCAUCAACGGCAGAGACUUCCAGACAACAGUAACGCUGAGAGAGUUCGCGAAUUUAUUAAAAAUGUGUAUGUCCAAAAGAAGUAUGCAGGAGCAAAUGCUGCGGACAAGCCUCCUAAUGAUAAUCAGAGCCAUGCAAGUUCUGAAGAUAUGACUCGACGGGCCAACUCGUAUCAUUCUUACUCCCAAAGCCCUCCUUACGACUAUCAGUACGAAGAGCGGCGUUACGGAAAGAUACCCUUGGGACUUACCGGCAAGUCUGCUUCGGUAAAAGGUCUUCAUUCUAAAGCUUCUAGUUUUGUAUACAGCCCUGGACGUUUUAGUGACCAUACGCUUGAAGACCAAUUCGCAAAUGAGAGGUCUGCUCCAAGGGCUUCAGAUUUUUCUGUGUCAACUGGAGGAGAUACUUUCAGGUCUGAAAUACAGUCCCCAAAUUUCCAGCAAGAAGGUGGCUUUCGUAGUCCCCAGUCUCAGCAGUCAAAUGCCCCUCCAAGUGAUAACUUGUUUCCAGCCAAGCAACCUCAGAGAACGACGUCUCUUGGGAGUGUCAGAUCAGUUGACAGUAAUUCCAUGUCUAUCAAGUCAUGUACUUCGAGUGGUUUAGGGGAAGGCGGAGCUGAAAAUGCUCAAAAUAUAGGAAGCCAGCAGCAAGAUAAAACAUCUACUCCUGUUCCUUCAGUAACAGAGUCUACAAAGGCUCCUAUUGAUUUGUUUCAAUUACCAGGAGCGCCAACGGCACAAUCAGUCAGUACAUUUCAACCUUCAAUAGGAGCUCCAUCUCCAUCUCCACCUGUGAAUUUUCAUCAACCUCCACAGACGCACUCAUCCACUCCAACAGAUUUGUUUGCUGGAAACUUGGGUCAGAAACCCACUUCAGGACCAACCGACUUGCCUGCGCCUAACAACGAAGGGUGGGCUUCUUUUGAAAAUCCAAUGCCUGCUGCAAAACCUACAAUCAUUACCAGCUCCGCUGGAGUCCCCGAGAUGGAAGUGAAAAAUGAAGGCAUCCCGCAGCCUAGCACAAGCAUGCAAUGGCCACCUUUAUCAUCAAUCCUGGAACAGCAUGCUUUGUCGGUAUCAAGUCCGUGGCAGGAUGAUCACUCAAAGGUUGUAAAGAAUGUUGCCCAUAACCCGCCCUGGAAUGCCUUCCCCGACUCUGUGGAGGCCAAUUCUUUGGACAAUGCUAACCAUUUCCACCAACAUGGACCAAGUAUUUCGCAAUCUAACAGUGAUCAACACCAUUUGCCACAAGUUGAGGAGUUAAGCAAUGAUGGUACCCAAACAGGUGCUGGCUCUUCUGGUUUUGGCUUUCCAGGGAACACUGUCAUGGCACCAGCCUACUCCCCUUACAUGGAAGAAUCUUGGCAGCCUGUAAAUGAUCAAAAGUCAGCUAACCCCUUUGAUCUCCCUUAUGAUUCCGAGUAUGAAUCAAAUGACAUGUUCUUGGACAUGAGUUCUUUACAUGGGGCGCUGCCCGACAUCCAGACCCCACCAAACUUCUUUAAUGAUGUAUCACAGCCAUGGCUCGCUGCAGAUUCUGUCUCGUACCUACCUGCUCCAGCAGGCGCACAAGGUGGCUUAGCAUACAUGGCAGGGCAAUCAUCGACGCCCCAACUACAGGAUCCAGCAGCACAAGGCCAUGUUGGAGGAAAUCCAUUUGCUUAGGUAGUCCACGAUCUGCUUCAUCUUCUUCUUCACUUGUGCUUCAUCUUCAAUGCGUCUAUUUUUUUUAAAUUUUUUUUAAAGAAGAAACCACUUUCGUCGUGCACUGUGUUUAUUUUCUUAGUUCAAAACCAACUUCAGCUGUAUGUACGUUUUGAGUUUUGAGUGUGUUUCCGAGUGGACUUGAAUGCCAUGAAUAAGUCGACUAAACCAAGAAGCAAUUCGAAAUAAUCUUCUCUUCCAAAAA
Brassica oleracea var. oleracea is the source of this 2379-nucleotide messenger RNA. RefSeq names its product probable ADP-ribosylation factor GTPase-activating protein AGD14. Gene Ontology annotation, molecular function: GTPase activator activity. The transcript is spliced from 13 exons. The record is from RefSeq and is a predicted model, not a curated record. Lineage: Eukaryota; Viridiplantae; Streptophyta; Magnoliopsida; Brassicales; Brassicaceae. Bases 195 to 2135 code for a protein of 646 amino acids.